AUGACUUCUACAGAGCAGCCAUUAAAAACAUCUAAGGUUGACAAGCCAAUCCCCGUGGAGUAUGACUUUGGCAAUAUGGCCGUGUUUGAUACCAAUCCUCUUGAUUCCAGUAAGCUUGCUGAUGCUGCGACCAAGGAAGAAUACCUUACUGAAGUUGCGCGUGACAAUAUCCAGCUGUUAGUUGGACAGUUGCUCCAGCUGCCGAUAAAGAAGACAACCAACUCUGUGAGCUCUUCUGGAACACAGGAUAGCACGAUGACAUUGUUUACUCUUCCUGCACCUACCACACAGCUGCCGCGUGAGAAGUCACUGCCAAAGGAGAAGGCCAAGACCAAAUGGGAACGAUUUGCUGCUGAGAAGGGUAUCAAGAAGAAGGCCAAGGAUGGCAAACUUGUGUACGAUGAGGAAAGUGGUGAGUGGGUUCCCAAGUGGGGUUAUGGUGGUAUCAACAAGAAGCUUGACAACCAGUGGCUGGUGGAAAUUCCCGAUAAGCCAGAGGAUCCAGAGUCUGAGUUUGCGGAUCCAAGAGCUCUCAACCGUCAAGAGAGAAAGAAGUUGGUGAAGAAGAACCAGAAGCAGCAGGAAAAGAACUCCAAGCGGGCAGGAAACUAUUAG
Magnusiomyces paraingens is the source of this 615-nucleotide messenger RNA. RefSeq lists its product as uncharacterized. The coding region runs from base 1 to 615 and encodes 204 amino acids. Gene Ontology annotation, cellular component: nucleolus; nucleus; preribosome, large subunit precursor. Lineage: Eukaryota; Fungi; Ascomycota; Dipodascomycetes; Dipodascales; Dipodascaceae. The transcript has 2 exons. Gene Ontology annotation, molecular function: protein binding. The record is from RefSeq and is a predicted model, not a curated record. Gene Ontology annotation, biological process: ribosomal large subunit export from nucleus; ribosomal large subunit biogenesis; endonucleolytic cleavage in ITS1 to separate SSU-rRNA from 5.8S rRNA and LSU-rRNA from tricistronic rRNA transcript (SSU-rRNA, 5.8S rRNA, LSU-rRNA).